AUGCAAAGUUGUCAAGACCUUCAAGAAAGCUAUGAUUUUAGCGUCGGCCUUGCCAACAUGCAAAUGCACUUCAAGCGCUAUGACGUCCUGGACGUUUUCACUAUUGUAAUUCCUUCCAAGAAUGCGAUCGUUGAACAAACAGGACAGUUAGAGACGGAUAAUUUUAACGUGACCAAGACAGUGUUUCUGUUCGAUCGCUACGCCGAACUUACCGCUGACCAGGUGGCAGAAAGCUGCAAGUGGUAUACAAGGUGGCCCGACGCAACCACCAGUCCUUGGUUCCGCGAGAACUUAAGCCUGUCCUAUGAUUAUCUGUGCAAUCAUAUGACUCCACAAUUAUGGGGCAAAGUUCUCGAAGACCUUCUUCCUUAUUGGGAUACCCAAGGAAUGGGCGGCCCCUUGGUCUUCUUCUUCAUGAUGAAACGCCUCCAAGUCAACUCUCAGCUCGUCGUGGAGACGAUUCAAGGCCAGCUCAAGACACUUCGCAUUGAUCAAUAUGAAGGAGAAAGCGUGGACAAUUUGGUUAGUCACAUUAAGGUGAUGUUGACUCGACUCAAGUCACUUGAAAAACGUAUCGAUGGGAGAGUGGUCUCCUCAAACGUUCCUCAUGACAUUGGCAAAACUCUCAUCUCCUUGUUCCAGACAUCAAGUGAUCCCAAGUUCAAUGAGGUUUUCCACAACAAAGAAAUCAACGCAUACGAGCAGGCACUUACUCAAGGCAAUGCUGCUUAUGGUUCCCCUGAUAUGAUACUCGAUCUCGCGACGAGCAUCUAUCAGAAUCGCAUGGCCUCUAAAGAGGGAUGGACUGGCCAAUUUCACAAGGUCAACGAAACUCUCAAAAGUGCUCCAACUCCAGCUCCAGCUCCUCCAGCUCCAGCUCCAGCUCCUCCAGCGGCUGCGGCUCCUGCUCCUCCUGCUCCGCCCGUCAACCAAGUCCCCUCUGGCGAUGCCUCUGCUUUGACCGCUGCAACUUCUCCUACCAACCUUCCUCAGAUUUGUCAGCAGGUCUCUGCCAUUGCAACGGGCAGCAUGAACCAACUCAUUGAUCAAGUGAACCGUGCCACUUGA
Cylindrotheca closterium is the source of this 1068-nucleotide messenger RNA. Lineage: Eukaryota; Bacillariophyta; Bacillariophyceae; Bacillariales; Bacillariaceae. The record is from the annotation of a GenBank genome assembly.